UUCUUUAAUUAAGAAAGCACAACGUGUUACACGUAAUUUUUUUUUUUUUGCAUUAAAAAUAACAAAUAGCCCACGCAUAUCUUGAUUUGACUUCUUGUCUUCCAUUACCUACCUCCAUGGAAGAUGAAAUCAGAGCCCCUCUCUUGGCUGAAAAGAAAAAAGAAGAUGCAUCUUCAUCUUUAGGAAAUAUUUUCUUGUUUUGACUUGUUGUUUUCCAUUCUCUACCUCCAUGGAAGACGAAAUCAGAUCCCCUCUCCUGGCUGAAAAUGAAAAAGAAGAUGCAUCUUCAUCUUCAUCAUCUUCGUCGUCGAAGUCGGAGCUGGAGAUUGAUCCAGAAGAAAACUCGCCGAUCAAGCAAGUAGCGAUGACGGUUCCAACCACCGACGAGCCAUCGAUGCCAGCCCUGACGUUUCGUAUGUGGGUAUUAGGGAGCCUGUCGUGCGUGGUCCUAUCUUUUCUGAACCAGUUCUUCUGGUACCGGAAAGAGCCACUGUCGAUCACGGCCAUCUCCGCUCAGAUUGCGGUGGUUCCUCUUGGCCACCUGAUGGCUGCAAAGAUAACAAAGCGGGUGUUCUUUAAGGGAAAGCAAUGGGAGUUCACGUUGAACCCAGGUCCCUUCAAUGUGAAAGAACAUGUUCUUAUCACCAUUUUUGCAAAUUCUGGUGCAGGCAGCGUGUACGCAAUUCAUAUAGUUACUGUUAUCAAAGUCUUCUAUAAACAGCAUAUCACCUUCUUCGUCUCCCUGAUUGUUAUCAUCACUACACAGGUGCUGGGGUUUGGUUGGGCCGGGAUAUUUAGGAGGUACCUGGUGGAACCAGCAGCCAUGUGGUGGCCGGCAAAUCUUGUGCAAGUAUCUUUGUUCAGGAUUUGACAACUAACAAAAUAUUGAGGAAGGGAACAAUAAUGAAGGGCCUAUACACCCUGAGUGAAGACAUAAACUCUAACAAAGCAUGCACCAUCCACACCCAAAAAAACAACCUACAACUAUGGCACAAAAGAUUCGGCCACACAUCCACAAAAAAAUUGAUCCACAUCCCCAGUCUAAAGUUACCAGGCAGUGCAACUUUACAUGAUUGUGAAAUAUGCCCCGUGGCAAAACAACAGCGUUUGUCUUUCCCUAAAAGUUUCAUUAAUACCAGUGACAUUUUUAGUUUAAUACAUGUUGAUCUUUGGGGACCAUACCCGGUCAAUUGUAUUUUUGGUGCACUCUACUUUUUAACCAUAGUUGAUGAUUUCUUAAGAGCCACUUGGGAUUUAUUUAUUAAAAGAGAAAACGAGUGUAUCAGAUACCUUAAAAAUAUUUUUGCAAUCUAAUAGAAAGACCAAUUUCAGAAAACAAUCAGAAUAAUUAGGGACAAAACAAACGCACUGA
Messenger RNA from Carica papaya (papaya), 1372 nucleotides. NCBI's taxonomy places the organism in Eukaryota, Viridiplantae, Streptophyta, Magnoliopsida, Brassicales, Caricaceae. The record is from RefSeq and is a predicted model, not a curated record.